Molecule: messenger RNA, 660 nt
Organism: Iphiclides podalirius (scarce swallowtail)
Lineage: Eukaryota; Metazoa; Arthropoda; Insecta; Lepidoptera; Papilionidae
Source: the annotation of a GenBank genome assembly
AUGACACGCAAAAGCGAAGCAGGACUGUGCAGUGUACGCUGUACAGUAGCGCCACACCAGUCCCGGGUGUUGGGACAGAUCAAUAGCCAAGCGUCCUCUCCCGGUUGCCUCGGGCGUCCGUCACGCACUCGCGCAUCGUCCGUCGACAGGCAAACACGUACACGGGUCGUCACUUGUACUACUAGUCGUCAAACAGCUACGAAGAUGGAGAAUAAACACUGGUGGAUGAUGGCGAUUGGCCUCGUCGUGCUCUGGAUGGGAGUGGCGCUCGUGGACGGCGAAGUUUGGGAGGAAGGCAAUCAUGAGGUGCUCAUCCGCAAUGAGCGAGGUGCAAAAAAUAAAGAGACCUGUCGCUACGUGCGGGGCGCUUGGUCCGAAUGCGACUCCAAAACCAAUAUUCGUUCGAGAACGCUUACUUUGAAAAAAGGCGACCUUUCGAAUUGCGAACGCAUCAAAACGAUCCAAAAGAAAUGCAAAAAAGCAUGCCGAUACGAGAAGUCAGCUUGGAGUGAUUGCAACUCUAACGGAGAAAUGUCCCGGACCGAUUUGUUAAAAGCCAACAGCGAUCCUUCUUGUAACCAGACCCGCCACAUUUCUAAAAAAUGUAACAAGAACAAGCAAGUGAAGUCUACCAAGGAUAAGGGUCGCAGGAAUCGCCAG